Fusarium odoratissimum NRRL 54006 is the source of this 690-nucleotide messenger RNA. RefSeq lists its product as uncharacterized. Gene Ontology annotation, molecular function: oxidoreductase activity, acting on the CH-CH group of donors. NCBI's taxonomy places the organism in Eukaryota, Fungi, Ascomycota, Sordariomycetes, Hypocreales, Nectriaceae. The record is from RefSeq and is a predicted model, not a curated record. The transcript has 2 exons. The coding region runs from base 1 to 690 and encodes 229 amino acids.
AUGGAAUGCUGGGUGGUCUUGUCAUUGGCCUUACCGCGGUGCGGGGAGGAAGAAGAUUUGUGCCUAGCAAUUAGCGAGGCCUUCGCUGGUAGUGAAGGUACUGGAAUUCUGACGACUGCAACGAAAACUCCAGAUGGCAAACAUUACAUCGUAUCCGGCGGCAAGAAAUGGAUCACGAAUGGUCAAUUUGCCGAUUAUUUUAUCACUGGGUGCAAGAAAAGCAGAGGAUUCUCUGUUCUUCUUAUCCAAAGGAAUGAAGGCGUUACAACGAAGACUAUCAAAAUAUCCUACUCCGCUACAGCGGGUACUGCUUACGUGCAAUUUGACAAGGUUAUAGUUCCUAUUGAUCAUCUGUUUGGCGAGGAGCAUCAGGGAUUCACCGUGAUUAUGAGCAGCUUCAACAAUGAACGUUUUGCCAUGAUUUGCGGAUCUAUCCGAGGCACCCGAGGUAUUGUUGAGGAGUGUCUCAAAUGGUGCGACCAACGAAUAGUUUUCAAGCGCAGGUUGGUUGACCAGCCCGCCAUUCGGUCCAAGGUCGCCAAGAUGAUUGCGAGCGUUGAGGCAGCGCAGGCAUGGUUAGAGCAGAUCACCGAGCAGAUGGUCAAAAUGUCAUACAUGGAACAAGCAACUUAUCUUGGUGGCCACUUAGCAUUACUCAAGUCUUUUACCAAGUCGCCGAUGAAGCAGUGA